UUAGCUGUAAAAGGGAGUGAGAUUUCACCUCACCAGCCUCGCGCCCAGCUCCAUCCCCAGGAAGCGCACAACCAUCUUCUCAAAGCGGCUGGAAAACCACCAAGAAGAUGGCACAAACGCUGACGCCGGAGCAGAUCAAAGAGUACAAGGGCAUCUUUGAGAUGUUUGACGAAGAGGGGAACGGCUUAGUCAAGACGGCGGAACUGGAGAGGCUCAUGAGCUUGAUCGGCAUCAACCCCACCAAGAGGGAACUGGUAUCCAUGGCUAAGGACGUCGACAAAGACAGUAAAGGCAUCUUCAACUGUGACGGAUUCCUGGUGUUGAUGGGCAUUUACCAUGAAAAGACAAAAAACCAGGAUGAAGAAUUAAGAGCAGCCUUCAAGGUCUUUGAUAAAGAACACAAAGGCUAUAUUGAAUGGAACACACUGAAGUACGUGCUGAUGAACGCUGGAGAGCCCUUGAAUGAACAGGAAGCCGAACUCAUGAUGAAAGAAGCAGACAAGGACGGGGACGGAACCAUCGAUUAUGAAGAGUUUGUGGCGAUGAUGACUGGCGAAUCCUUUAAACUGACCCAAUAAGGCCCAUGGGAAGAAAUGCAUUCUUGACUACAGCACCCUCAUCCGCUCCCUUCCUGCUCAAGCAGCUUUACUUCUUGCACUGUAAACAGACAAAAGAAGCAAGCCUCCUGGUGUCCGGAGAGAAAAGAAUAUAUCGGCGUGCAACUUUCUGCAUCCUGACAACCAAGCAGCCAGCAGAGAGGCGGGGGAGAGUGCAUCUACAAUACAGAUUUAAACUGGUUUCAAAGAGUUAUUCUGUCGCCCCGCAAAGAGAGCCGGGCUAAGUUUCUCGAACGGAGAAUUCUCCUUCAACAACAGUUCCCACGAUUCUUGGGAGAGGCACCUGCUAUCCAAACUGGCAUCCAGUCCGCAUGGGGUGGUUGCGAGGAUGGCUGGCAAGUGGCAAUUUUAACCACUUUGGGAAAAUCAGACGUGGGAAUUGGACCGUUUACCCUCAUUUCAGAUUCAUGUUAAUAAAAGGUUAAUGAAACCA
Molecule: messenger RNA, 1050 nt
Organism: Rhineura floridana
Lineage: Eukaryota; Metazoa; Chordata; Lepidosauria; Squamata; Rhineuridae
Gene: CALML6
Product: calmodulin like 6
Exons: 5
Coding region: 108-578 (156 amino acids)
Cellular component (GO): myosin II complex
Molecular function (GO): calcium ion binding; enzyme regulator activity
Source: RefSeq, a predicted model, not a curated record